AGAGCCCGCACUAUAAAGAGGGACAUCAGCCACACUCCCCAUCUGCCCAUCUAUACUCGUAUCACUAGUAUUACUAUGGAAGCAAUCAAGAGCACCGUCGAGACAUUCCUCACCAACGCAGGCAAGGAGACCCGUGAUGACACAGAAUCAUACAAGUACAGUGCCUCAGAUGCAGCAGCAGAGGCAAAGGAGGAAGUCAAAGAUGCCGCUCAGUCUGCAAAGGAAAAGGCAUCCAACGCCGCUGACAGUGUCAAGCAGUCUGCCAAGGAGACGGCUGAUGCUGCAGAGAGGAAGACCAACGAGGUGUCUGCCAAGGCCAACAACGCCACUACCUCAUCGGCUUCUGCCUCUUCUACAAAGACCACAGGCACAGCCCGUGCCGGUGCAGUGACGGGUGAUGUAACAGUCGACAAGGAGGUUGUUGAGGAGGCGCCUGUCGUGCAUGAGCGUGUGCACAAGACCAUCGUGGAUGAGAACCAAACCAUCAUUGACCGUGAACACGACGUCGACCACUACAAGAAGAAGAUUCAGCCUAUUGCCGUUGAGCAGAACCAGGGCACAGCCCGUCAAGCCGGUAAGGAGACACACGCCGAGCGCAAGGUGGACUUGGAGGAUGAUGCAGCGACCAAGGCAAAGCUUGCCGCUGAAGAUGCGAAGCUCAAGUCAACCAAGGAUGUGGAUGUGAAGCAUGAGCAAGUGCAGAAGAAGGACAUUGUCAACGAGAAGGAGCACCACCACUUGCACGAGCGUGUGCAGCCAGUCAUCGAGAAGGAUGUCUACCAGAAGCAGGUCAACAAGAAUGUCGACCACGUCCACGAGAGUGUGCGUGACAAGGCUGUGGUUGAGGAGACUGAGGUCUUGCCUACCAAGAAGCAGUCUGAGGUCAACAAGUAAUGUCACGUAAAACGCUAGUUAGGUCUAAUUUGAUGUCUAAAAAGGAGAAUUAGUUGUAGUAGCCUGGCAGAAUGUACUCGAGCUUCUUCA
Molecule: messenger RNA, 984 nt
Organism: Protomyces lactucae-debilis
Lineage: Eukaryota; Fungi; Ascomycota; Taphrinomycetes; Taphrinales; Protomycetaceae
Exons: 1
Coding region: 76-894 (272 amino acids)
Source: RefSeq, a predicted model, not a curated record